UAUAUAUAUAUAUACUUCUUAUUGUAUACUCCUAUCAUUAUUAUCAUCCAUACCUUACUUAAAGCCAAACAAUCUUAGCUAGUGGAUGUACAUAUUUCAUGUCUUUUCCUUCUUUGGCUAUCAUCAAACCAUUUCCUCUAAACAUUACUUUUUAACUAUAGUAUUUAAUUUAAAAUUAGAGAUUUAAUUUCCUUAAUUAAAUUAAUCUCUAUUUCCAUGUCCAUGGCCACUUUAGUUGCAAGACAAGGGCGCCAUCGACAACUUUACAAGGAUAAUCGUCGCCUUGUUUCCGGAUGCAUUCCUUAUAGAUUCAAAGACGGACACGAUGAUAAAGAGACAAGCUUAGAACAUAUUGAAGUUGCAAUGAUAACUUCUCCGGGUCGUCAUGAUCUCGUUUUUCCGAAGGGAGGAUGGGAGAACGACGAGACUGUGCAUGAAGCUGCUUGCCGUGAAGCCUAUGAAGAAGCCGGACUUAGAGGAGAACUUCAUCCAACCGAAUUAGGUGUGUGGGAAUUUAGAAGCAAAAGUAGACAAGCCAUUAGCACCCUUGAAGGAGGAUGUAGAGGUUAUAUGUAUGCUCUUAGGGUUACCGAAGAACUUGAUACUUGGCCUGAACAAGCAACCCAUGAUCGGAAAUGGUUGAACAUAAGAGAAGCAUUUGAUCUAUGCCGAUAUGAUUGGAUGAGGGAUGCCCUGAAAUCGUUCCUACAACACAUGAAAAGCAUAAGACAACAAAAGAACAACCAAAAGGAUUGGACUUUAAGUGUUGAUACAAACAAGGAAGAUCCUACAAACCAUCAACAAUUAACGUUUCAUGAUCCAUCUUUUAGUAAAACUUUUGUAACUGGUUCCUUGAACAUGAGGGAGAUCACUAUAACCGUACAAAUCAAGGAGUUAGUUUAGAUUCAUUUUGUAGAAAACAAUAAAAGAAAUCAACUGCUUCUCA
This is a messenger RNA of Amaranthus tricolor (Joseph's coat), 946 nucleotides long. RefSeq names its product nudix hydrolase 12, mitochondrial-like. Gene Ontology annotation, molecular function: pyrophosphatase activity. Lineage: Eukaryota; Viridiplantae; Streptophyta; Magnoliopsida; Caryophyllales; Amaranthaceae. Bases 217 to 903 code for a protein of 228 amino acids. Gene Ontology annotation, cellular component: nucleus; cytoplasm. The record is from RefSeq and is a predicted model, not a curated record. The transcript is spliced from 4 exons.